AUGACAAAGGAAACAAACGACGAAUGGAAACGAUUAAAUAUUUGGAAAGGUAAAUGUUCAUAUAGUCAAGAACGUAUUUGGAUUGAUGAACAAAUUCGAGAAAGUCUUAUUAAAAAUAGUGAAGAUUUAUAUAAUUAUAAUUCAGUUAUUGUUUAUCAAAUUGAAGAUGGAAUUUUACCAAUAAAACGUUUUCGUCAAUCAAUUAAAAUUUUAUUAGAUAAACAUGAAAUAUUUCAAACAUCAUUAGAUUAUAAUGCGGAUGAACAUUCUCUUCAACAAACAAUAAAUCAAAACUCAAAUGAUCUUUAUUCAUAUGAAUUAACUUAUGUAGAUGUUAAUGAUAUUGAAAAAGUUAAUAAUAUUAUAUAUAAUGAACAAAUUUCAAAACAUUUUGAUUUAAAUAAAGGAAAAAUGUUUCGUUGUCAUUUAUUAAAGGGAAAUGCUCAAGAUAAAAAUCAUUUAAUUAAAAAUGAUUAUAUUUUAUUAAUAUAUCAUCAUUCAGGUAUUGAUCAAUAUUCAAAAUAUUUAUUUAUAAAAGAAUUAACAAAUGCAUAUUUAAAUGGAAAAUUAAAUAAUGAUGAUAAAUAUGAUUUGAAAUAUAUUGAUUAUUCUCAAUAUGAACAUGAAAUUGAUUUAACUAAUUGUGAAGAAUUUUGGCAAGAUUUAUUUUCUGAUUAUAAUUUUAAUCAUAGAUUAAAAAUUCCAUAUGAUAAUAAAUUAGAUAAUAUUUCAACUGGUUCAUAUUAUUCAUUUGAUAUAGAUAAAUCAUUAACUCGACAAAUAUUUCGAUAUAAAAAUAAAAUAAAUAUUAAUUUAUUUAGAAUUUUUUUAACAACAUUUUAUGUUUAUUUAUUUAAAUUAACACAAGAUACUGAUAUAUCUAUAACUGGUUUUACACCAAAUCGUAUUCGAAAUGAAUUAAAUCAUAUUAUUGGACCAUUUGAAAAUUUAAUUAUUUAUAGACACGAACUUGAUCCACAUCAAUCUUUUAAUGAAUUAAUUAAAAAAAUAGAU
Molecule: messenger RNA, 1014 nt
Organism: Rotaria sordida
Lineage: Eukaryota; Metazoa; Rotifera; Eurotatoria; Philodinida; Philodinidae
Source: the annotation of a GenBank genome assembly